AUGGACGACUCGGGGGAACUGUUUGGUGCGAACGAAACCCUCACCAUCAACGAAGAUACCAUCUGGUCCGGUCCUAUCCAAGACCGAACUCCUCCCAACGCCUUGGCGACCCUACCUGUGGCUCGUAAGCUGUUUCUCUCUGGCAAAAUUACCGAAGGCGGCCAGCUUGUGUUGAGGAAGAUGACCCCGGCCGAGAAAUCCGAACGUCAGUUUGGAUAUUUCGGCAAUUUGGAUCUUGACUUCGGGCACAGCGGUAACUUGGAGAACUACGUGAGGUGGCUUGACACAAAGCUGGGUAACUCGGGCUCCUCGUACGCUUUCGACGGAGUUAACUUCACGCGGGAAUUCAUCGCGAGCUAUCCAGCUGGGGUGCUCGCCGCUCGUUUCACUUCCAGUGAGGAAGGUGCUCUCAACCUCAAGGCUAGCUUCAGUCGACUGGCAAACAUUUUGGUCAAUGUUGCAUCCACUGCAGGCGGCGUCAACUCAGUGAUCUUAAUGGGCUCUAGCGGACAGCCUCUUGAUGAAAACCCAAUUUUGUUUACUGGUCAGGCUCGUUUCGUGGCACCGGGAGCGAAGUUCGAAAACGAUGGUUCCGUUCUCAGGAUCACGGGAGCUACGGCCAUUGACCUGUUCUUCGACGCAGAGACUAAUUACCGCUUCGCGUCUCAGGACAAAUGGGAGGCUGAGAUUGAUCGCAAACUUAGGGAUGAAGCCCUCAAAGACCCCAGCAGCCUUCUUGGACGGGCCUCGAUUGAUCUUGGCAAAUCACCGCGAGGACUUUCUGCGUUACCCACGGAUGAGAGAGUGGCCAUAGCCCGGAACGAUUCAAGUGAUGUUGAGCUGUCGACUCUCACUUGGAAUCUCGGCCGCCACAUGCUCGUUGGAGCCUCACGAAACACCGAAGCCGACAUAGAUAUGCCCGCGAAUCUCCAGGGCAUCUGGAACAACAAAACCACGGCUGCUUGGGGCGGAAAGUAUACUAUCAAUAUCAACACCGAGAUGAAUUACUGGUCUGCCGGUCCAACGAAUCUGAUCGAGACACAAGAACCUUUGUUUGACUUGAUGAAAGUGGCCAACCCAAGAGGCAAAGCCAUGGCGAAGGCCAUGUAUGGCUGUGACGGCACAAUGUUUCACCACAAUCUGGACGUUUGGGGCGACCCGGGUGCAACUGACAACUACACAUCUUCUACCAUGUGGCCCAUGGGCGCCGCAUGGCUUGUACAGCAUAUGGUGGAUCAUUACCACUUCACGGGUGACAAGACAUUCUUAGCAGACGUUGCCUAUCCCUUCUUAAUCGACGUGGCUACGUUCUAUGAGUGUUAUGCCUUUGAACACGAGGGUUACCGUAUCACAGGUCCUUCGCUGUCACCAGAGAACAAUUUUGUCGUCCCGAGCAACUUCAGCGUGGCUGGUCGCUCGGAGCCAAUGGACAUCGACAUACCCAUGGACAAUCAGCUCAUGCACGACGUUUUUAGUGCAAUCAUCGAGGCGGCGAACAUCUUGUGA
This is a messenger RNA of Colletotrichum aenigma, 1506 nucleotides long. RefSeq names its product Alpha-L-fucosidase 2 (gene FUC95A-0). The coding region runs from base 1 to 1506 and encodes 501 amino acids. The transcript has 4 exons. Lineage: Eukaryota; Fungi; Ascomycota; Sordariomycetes; Glomerellales; Glomerellaceae. Gene Ontology annotation, molecular function: alpha-L-fucosidase activity. Gene Ontology annotation, biological process: carbohydrate metabolic process. The record is from RefSeq and is a predicted model, not a curated record.